AUGAGUGAUAUUGACGUCGAAUUAACGUUGUCGCCACAUAAAGUCGUGAACCCAGCAAAAUUAAGAAUUUCUAAAGUUGCAUCGGCAUUGCGUCGAGUCAUUGAAAGGACACAACACCAAGAAAAGUCGUCCCACAAAGCCACCGAGCGACGAAAAUCUAAGACUGGUUUAGGGGCGCAAUGGGUUGUCAGCCUUGCCUUGACGCCACUACUUGGUAUUGUAAAGAGUACUUUUACUGCUGUACCUACUCGGGAACCUAGUCUGUCCAUGACCUUGAUUAGUGCCAGUUACCAACUGGGUAGAAUCGGCGUAACGCUCGAGACGCCGCACGCGAGUACCUACCCUACGGAUAUCGAUUACGAACUCUAG
This is a messenger RNA of Sclerotinia sclerotiorum 1980 UF-70, 369 nucleotides long. RefSeq lists its product with no specific name. The transcript has 5 exons. Lineage: Eukaryota; Fungi; Ascomycota; Leotiomycetes; Helotiales; Sclerotiniaceae. Bases 1 to 369 code for a protein of 122 amino acids. The record is from RefSeq and is a predicted model, not a curated record.